This is a messenger RNA of Cynara cardunculus var. scolymus (artichoke), 634 nucleotides long. Its product is annotated as non-specific lipid-transfer protein 8-like. Gene Ontology annotation, biological process: lipid transport. The transcript is spliced from 2 exons. Gene Ontology annotation, molecular function: lipid binding. The record is from RefSeq and is a predicted model, not a curated record. Bases 37 to 399 code for a protein of 120 amino acids. Lineage: Eukaryota; Viridiplantae; Streptophyta; Magnoliopsida; Asterales; Asteraceae. Gene Ontology annotation, cellular component: membrane.
GCACAAUUCCAUAAACUCCAACCUUAAGGUUUCACCAUGAAGGGUUCCAACCAAGUAGCACCAUUGUUUGUGGUUGCGAUCGUAUCACUUCUUCUCUUGUUUGUGUCUUCCACGGAUGCCGUAUUGUCUUGCAGUACAGUCAUCAAAGACGUAAAGCCCUGUGUGAGUUACCUCGUGAACGGGAGUGGGAUGCCCCCACCCGCCUGUUGUUCGGGUGCGAAGGCUCUUGCGGCAGCCGCUAGCACCACUGUUGAUAAGCAAGCUGCUUGUAGUUGUCUCAAGACGGCUUCACAGAGCCUGAACCCUAAUCCCGGGCUAGCUAAAUCACUUCCGGCAAAUUGUGGGUUCAAUUUGGGCUUCACCAUUUCGUCUAGCGUUGAUUGCACCAAAAUCACUUGAAUAUUGAAGCUAGCGAAGGGAGAUGCCUCUACGUGGAGCAAGAGUUAGCUGAGUCUUGAUAUGCAUCUAGAGUUUAUGUUGCAUUUAUAUUCGUUUUUUAUAUAAUAAACGUUGUUUCCACUACUCAUUUGGGGUUAACAUAUAAUGAGGGAUUUGUGUACCAUCAUUUAUACUUUUAUGUUAUAUUUGCAUGAUAUAUGGUUGAUAUAAUGAUAUUGUUCUAAAGAUUGUGGUU